Messenger RNA from Trematomus bernacchii (emerald rockcod), 4544 nucleotides. RefSeq names its product centromere protein J (gene cpap). Lineage: Eukaryota; Metazoa; Chordata; Actinopteri; Perciformes; Nototheniidae. Gene Ontology annotation, biological process: centriole elongation; cilium assembly. The transcript is spliced from 19 exons. The record is from RefSeq and is a predicted model, not a curated record. Bases 123 to 4037 code for a protein of 1304 amino acids. Gene Ontology annotation, cellular component: nucleus; centriole; centrosome. Gene Ontology annotation, molecular function: tubulin binding.
GGUAUGGCGGCAGGCUUCGAAAGUUCUGUAUGUUAUGUUUCUAUUUUACACUUUUACCCUCCAGUGACACCGUUUCUCGCCCAUGUUGAAGCGAGCCCUGCCUGAGACAGCGCGUCAUCCUCAUGUCAUCUCCAGCCGGGCUUCACUUCUCCCAGGCAGACUUUGUGGCCCGGUGGAUGCCAAGUAGCACCAGAGCCGGGGUCAUCCUCAGCCCCUGCCCGGAUUUGGCAGGCUCCUUGAGGCACACCUCUGCCAUGGGACCCUCCUCCCUGGAGCCAGACGACUCCUUUGCAUCCGAUUUCGCCCCUCUGCCCGGCUCAGCAGACAGCAGCUGCCUGGGUGUGGAUGGAUUUACUCGGUCACCUGGAGGAGCGAGAGCUGGGACGGACAUGCCAGUGAACGGUCUGUCCUCUGGGAGACAUUUAGAUGGAGAGUUGGACAGUUUGGACGAGAUGGCAAGCAAAUCACAGGAUCUGCCCCUAAGGAUGAAGCUUGAACAGUUGAGGAAAUGGCAGCAGCAGAUGCAGGAGCAGCUGAAAGCCAAUCAGCUGGGGGAGCUGCUUCGCCUCCAGGAGGAGCAGCAGAGGCUGCUGGGAAUGAUGAAUGGAUCUCAGCACUGUGAAGGAGAUGACACAGAACUUUCAGAUCUGUCAGAAUCAGACUGGCAGGACAAGACGUCUUACAGCCCCUCCAUAAACUCCCAUGGAGUCCCACAGGGAUCGUCCAGGGGCCCCCUACAGGGACAAGAGUCCUCACCUGCACAAAGCCAGCAGCGGCUACCCAGAGGUCAAGAUUAUCUGGAGGUGGACGGUGAGGAAGAGGGCACGUGGAAACCCAGAGAGGAUGAUCGUGAACAGAGUUUCCAUACUAACCAUUCUCAUGAGCACAAGGACACUUUAAUGCCAAGUAAUGGUGUGGAUUUGACUGAAGACAACAACGGGGAAAACGAUGAAGUCUUUCAUGACGGACCUAUAAAGUCAGGUAUCGGGGGUCAGAAGAAGACGUUUGAGGAGUUGUUGGAGGAGCAACUCAGGCUGGAGGAGCAGAAAGUGAAGUCUCAGCAGAGCCAUACGAAUGCUGUACAAGCUCCUCCCAAGAAGGCCUUUCUGAAGCGGGGCGAGGGUCUCUCAAGAUUCACCAACACUCGCAAAGCCUCGUUACCGGAAAUGGAGUUAAAGAAGGAUCCUAAAUCACAACUCAAGUCCAGAGUAAUCUCCCGCAGCAACUCGGAGCCUUCAUCCAUCCAGAAAGGUGUCACAAAUGGAGUCCAGCGGCUUCCUGUUCAGCGUAAAACUGCAACUCUCAACAAGGAGAACCGACCGAGGGGUUUCGGUUCAGCACCUCAGGAUUUAAGAGUUGAGAGCAAGGCAGCACGGAUGAAGGUGUUGGGUAGUCAUCAAAGACAAAACACAGAGGCAAUUCAAGCUAACCUAGAGAGUAGACAAAGUAGACAACAUCAACUCGGGCAAGUAAAGGAUCAGAACAAUAGAAAGGUGGGUCUGUCCGCUCAGGCUGCCGGGAACAUGCAGCCAAACCCUGUGACCAAACAGGUGGGCAUGUUCAGAGCGCCAAAGAAAGUUGGAAGUGUUACCGCUAGAGAAGAAAGAUUGGAAUCGGCAGAAAGAGGAGCCAGAGUUCCACAGGAUUCGUUUGAGUUGUCGUUCCAGGAGAAGCUCCACCGCUGGGAUUGUGACCUGCAGAUCGAAAACAUGGAGCUGGGAGAGUUUGAGCUGCUGGAGCAGGCGGCCGACGAGCUGUCCUUCUCCUCCAACUCCUCCUUUGUCAUGAAGGUCCUUCAGUUGGACCUACAGCACAGGGGGCUCCACCCUCGACGGCUCUCCUCCACCCCCAUCAAGUCACCACCAAAAGCUGCAGGUCAGGGGAGCGGUGGUGCUGCUAGUGGGAGUGAUGUGGCAUCUAGAAACAGUCCUACGAACUCUAUGAAGUGCAAUGAAGAUGAGCUUGAAAACGGCGUUAAGAAUAAGACGGAACUGAACAAUGUGAGAGGAGAGACGCACGAGAUCUCCGAUGUUUCAUCCUGCGACUCUGAAUUUGAAGACCAGGAAGUAGCGGUCAAACCACCUGCGUUUCCCAGCAGCCUUUGCUUUCCCCCACAGUCCAACCUGCCGUAUGACAAGCGGUCGUAUCAGGACGAGGACAGCUGCAGGGACUCGGCCUCAGAUGUGACACAAACUGAGGAGGAGGAGGAGGAGGAGGAGGAGGAGAGUGACAGCGUCCUGAGCAACGCCGACGAGUCCACUCUGAUAGAGGACAGGCAGCAGGGGGGGGUUGUGUUUGACGACGACGACACGUGGAACGACCUGGAGGACACCGCAGUCGCCCCAGCCAAUGAGAGUAGAGGAGUUAGUCCGGUUUCCAAGGCAAUAGCCAAUGGGAUCCCGCCCCCGACGCAGACUCUCUCGAGGAAGGUGGCAGCGAGUAAAGUUGUGGAGCUGGAAAUAGAAACAGAGCUUCCUCCUGCCUCUCAGCUCAUGACCAGGUUGUUCCCCGCGCUGAAGCCAAAGACCCAGAAUGCACCUCUCCCUGUUCCUUCUGUUGCAUCUGAGUACAAAAGGCCAGAGGAGGAGACAGUCCCGCAGGUCCAGUCCCGACAGCUGAGAGAGAGACUGGUGGAGCUGGAGAUUGAGAUCGAGAGAUUUAAGAAGGAGAACGCGGCCCUCGCCAAACUCAGACAGGAGAACGAGAAAAACCAGGAGGACCUCAGGAAAGAGCGUGUGGAGUUUGAGCAGCUGAAGGCAGAGGAGCUGGCUAAGUUUGAGGAGUAUAAGAAGGAGGAGAACAGGAAGCUGCAGAAGGAUCGUAAACUGUUUGAGAAGCAUGCGUCAGCCGCCAGAGCCAUACCAGACAAGAAGGAAAGAGAGGAAAUCCAGGCAUUGAAGCAGCAGCUGAGCUCCCUGCAGGAGGAGCUGAGCGGCAGGGAGAGCCGCUGGACCUCCACCAGCAGCCGGCUGCGGCAGACCAUCGACUCUCUGAACCAGGAGAAGAGCGCUCUGAAGGACGAGAUCCUUAUGUUGGAAAAGCUCCGCCUGAGUGCCUGGAAGAAAACCUCAGUCAGUGCUGAAGAGAAGGAGAAAGAAGCGAGAGACGCCCCCAAAAUGUUUGAGAACAAUGUGCCAUCUGUGACCAAAGGAGUGAAAUUCGCUCUCCCUCUGGACUCCAGAAGAAGCAGCUGUGCAGCAGCCAUCAGACGAGGCUCCAGAGACACUCAGGGAGCUACAGCAGCGAUGAAGAGCAGCCUGAGGAGGCCAUCAGGCUGCGGACCCUCCUCUUCCUCCUCGUUGCUGCCUGUCAGAAAGACGGAGGAAAGGUCGACUCCUGCCAGCUCGAGUCAGGACAAAUCCCCAAAUCAAGAAUCCUCCAGCAGCAGCUCUCCCGUGAGAGACGUGAUAAGGCAAUCCCUACCUCAAGAGCCCGAGUGCAGCGAGGCCAACGAGCCAGAAUCUGACCAGGAGGUCAUUACACACCCCGAUGGGAAGACAGAGACGGUUCUGGCUGGAGGCGAUCGUCUCUUCGUCUUCUCCAACGGGACGAAGAAGGAGGUCUCAGCGGACGGACUGACGGUCAAAGUCACGUUCUUCAACGGAGACACCAAGGAGGUCACAGCCGACCAGAGAGUGAUCUAUUACUACGCCGAGGCUCAGACGACACACAUCACAUACCCAGAUGGUAUGGAGGUGCUGCACUUCCCCAACAACCAGACUGAAAAACUUUUCCCAGAUGGCCGUAAAGAAAUCACGUUCCCAGACCAGACGGUGAAGAACCUGUUUCCCAACGGCCGGGAGGAGAGCGUUCUGACGGACGGGACCGUCAUACAGGUCAACUCGGACGGCACUAAGGAGAUCCUCUUCAACACGGGCCAGAAGGAGAUCCACACGGCGGACUACAAGAGGAGGGAGUACCCCGACGGCACGGUGAAGACGGUGUUCACAGACGGCCGGCAGGAAACACACUACCCCACGGGACGCAUCCGGAUCAAAGACAAGGACGGGAACGUCACCCUGGACAACCGAGCGUAGCAACGCCGCGUCUCAAAUCUCCAGGAGGAGAUCAGCUGGUCGGGAUUUAGUGCUUUUUAAAAUGUCAUUUCAACGCGCUCUGCCGUAGUCAGAGGCAACACGACAGCUGGUACACAGUUAAUAUGGAGGAAGCAAUAAGCCUUUUUAAUAGCAUUUAAAUUAUUUAUUUUACCUCAAAAACACAUCCGACAAGAAACAGUUUGCUAGAAAACUCUGCCUUUGUUUUCUGUCUAAAAAAAGGUCAAAAAUACAAUUGCAACUAAAUCUGUUCUUUUGUUUGUGCCAUCUUUUGGCUUAUUAUCGAACACCGUCCUUCAUUCAGUCUUUACAAAAACUCACAUUGUUUACAUUUCCAGUGAAGGCCUGGGAAUAAUGAAACCCUGUUCAGAUUCAGUGUGAGUGAAGUGUUUGUUUACAACCAUUUUAAUUUGUGAAUAUGUAUUUAUUUUCCUAGCUUACUGUAUAUUUCUGUAAAAUAAAUGUUAUCUUUGUUUUUAGAACCAUGAA